Molecule: messenger RNA, 3000 nt
Organism: Patiria miniata (bat star)
Lineage: Eukaryota; Metazoa; Echinodermata; Asteroidea; Valvatida; Asterinidae
Gene: pigz
Product: GPI mannosyltransferase 4-like
Exons: 3
Coding region: 170-2014 (614 amino acids)
Biological process (GO): GPI anchor biosynthetic process
Cellular component (GO): endoplasmic reticulum membrane
Molecular function (GO): alpha-1,2-mannosyltransferase activity
Source: RefSeq, a predicted model, not a curated record
GAACGUACGUGAGCGUAGUUGCACGGUUGCUGCAGCUAUUAUUAUUCUUUGACCUUUGACUGAGUUUGAGUUGCCUGAAAUUUGUGAUUGUCGUUCUGCACAGUUUGGGCGUAUGUUCUUUUCUUGAUCUACGUUGUGAGUAAAAAGUUGAGAGACACGUCGUGUAAGCAUGGGUUACAAACUAUGGGUGGUGUUGGUGGGCGUCCGGAUCCUACUGUGUCUGUGGCCGAUGAAUGCUUACAUCCAUCCAGAUGAGUUCUUUCAGAACACUGAACCAUUGGCAGGUGACAUAUUCGGAAUGGAGACAAUGCGUCCUUGGGAGUUUAAUGCCACAAAGCCCUUGCGAAGCAUCUUCUUUCCUCAUAUCACCAGUGGGUUGGGCAUGAAGAUACUCCAGUACGCCGACACAGCAGGGAUUAUAUCACUCAGUCCUUACUCACUUUUAGUCAUCCCGCGUCUCAUGAUGGUUGUGGUAUCACUUCUCUGCAUCGACUACCCAGUCUACAUGAUCUCCAAGUUACUCGAGAUGAAAGCCGGGACGUGUCUCACAAUCCUCGCCAGCUCGUUCGUGACCUUGGCGUACCACACCAAAACCUUCUCCAAUUCCUACGAGACGAUGACGUUUGCCCUGUUGCUUCUUCUGGUGGUCGAUUCCAGAUUGGACCAGUUCAAACUGCCUCGAUCCGCUAAACCCUCAUCUGAGAAGGGAGGCAAGAAAGAGGUGCUGAAAAGAGGAGAGAGGCCGAAUCAUGCAUUCUGGAUAGGUGUCUUCAUCGUGGAAGGCACUUUCAACCGAAUAUCUUUCCCCUGUUAUACUUUGAUACCUAUGGUCUUUUGGCUGACGGGAUCUGCAACGGAAUUCGGGGUUCAGGCGGUCCGGGAAGUUGUCCGAAACACUCUGGCCCUCUUGCCAGGAGCUAUGACCAUGCUUGUUUCGAAUAUCGUAAUGGAUUCUGUCUACUAUGGUAGUUUAGACCCAGUAGUGUUGACCGACCCCCAGCUCCUCUUUGCAAACUUAAACUAUGACUUUCUGGUGCAUAACCUAACAGUGACUCCACUCAACUCAUUAAUGUAUCACCUUGACAUUGACAACAUAGCUCAGCACGGCUUGCAUCCGCGCAUCACUCAUAUCUUUGUCAAUCUCCCAAUGCUGUUCUUACCCCUCGUUGUCUGUUUCGCAACUGAGGUUUUUGCCGUCGUCCGCGGGGCCCGUCAGACAACAUCGACAGGUUUUACUGGGUCUAGUAGCCGAGCGUUCUUCAUCCUAUGCUUUGUCACGCCUACGUUUCUCUUGUCUCUGGUGCCACAUCAAGAGGCACGUUUCAUCCUUCCUGUCUUAGUGCCUCUUGUUUUACUGUAUGCUGAGUUUGUCAUGUCCGGCGUUUCCGUUCCCAAUGUUCCAUGGAUUGUCUGGAACGUGCUUGGUUGCAUCAUGUUUGGGUUUGUCCAUCAGGGUGGCGUGGUGCCCAGUGUCAUGCACACGCAUGGUUUAGUAUCUCAGCCUACUCAGACACCAAUACAAUAUCACUUCGUGUAUUUUCACACUUACAUGCCUCCGCGACACCUGGCCUUGUACAACCAGUCUCAGCCAGCUCUCCCGUCGCUCGACCAACCCACGGCCAAACCAGCCGAGUUGCCGAACACCAUGACCUUUCACGACCUCAUGGGCGCCGACAACCUCGCUCUCAGCACCACGGUCAAUAAUCUGCUCAGUUCCAAGCACACCCCGGUUCCCAAGUUCUUCAAGAAGGAGGUGUACGUGUUUGCGCCAGCGUCGCUGGACCCCGUGUUCUGUCGACUCGGCAUCAAGCACAACUACAAGUUGGUGAAGACUUUCUUCCCGCAUGUCAGUGCUGAAGACGUGCCCGAGUUUAUGCCAUCUUACACCUGUGUCGCGGAACCUGACAGAAAUGCUCAUCAUAAGAACAGUCUGCAAAAGUGGCAGGCAAUGUUCUCACUGAAUAUGUAUAAAGCAGACGUAGUUCACAUAGUUCCACAGACUGGAGUGCCUUAAGUUCGAUAUACACCCAUUUCAGAAUGGGGCUCUAGCAUUCUGGCAAAAUGAGACAGAAUUGGGCACAAGUGGAGACAAAUGCACACACACAAAAAAUCGGCCUGAAUUUUUUUCUCGAUUUUUAGACUUAUUGAUAUUUGUUAUCUUUAUGUCUACUCAACAUAUUUUAAAGAAUUUUUUUUAUAAAACGUGGAAUAAAAGUGUUUUUAAGGAAAAAGAAUUGGCAUCUUUCAUUUUCACGAAUACAAAACUCAAAAACUUUCAAUGCCAUUUUCUCAGUAUUUUACUUUUUUGACAUGUCCAUAAAUGCAAACUUUAAACAGCCACAACUUGUCAACGGAAUGUCCAAUUGAAGUGCAACUAACAUUAUUGUAAGGAGAAUAUUAUUCUCUUUCCUAAUACUCACAAACCUGCAAACCCUCGUUUCGUCCUCUGCCCAGUUCUGUCUCAUUUUGCCAGAAUGACUCACACUUGAUGUUUGAAAAAGUUCUGAGCUUGAAUGUAUUUCAGAAGAUAGUUUUAGAGCAUAGUACAGGCUAUUCGCAAAGCAUAGAUUUAUUUUUGCCGUUUAAUUUUCGCACUUUAAAAAGUGUAUCCACAUUUUUAUUGAACUUGAAUAAAAUAGAAUUUUUAGUAGACAUUUUAUUAUUUUGCCACAAAUCUGAUGAACUUGUUGAAAUAUAUUUGCAAACUGUUUUGCAUUGGUGCUCAAGUCACAGAAUUUUCUUAGAUAACAUUGUUACGAUGAGAAUCAUAUGUGGAUAAAAGCUAUUCAAAGUUAUUGAAGUUAUUAAAUUUAUUCAAACUGACAACUUGGGUAUCUUUCUUAAAAAUGUUGGUAAAUGGGAAAUUGUAUUCAUGCAGCCUCGUCCCCAGUGCUUACUUUAUUUCCAACCACGCUUCCAAUAGUAAGCCCUGAAUAGGAAACUUUCUUCCUGUAUCCCGAUUCGAUACCGCAAUUGGCUAGUAAUGGAUUUUUAUCGUGC